This is a messenger RNA of Effrenium voratum, 447 nucleotides long. The record is from the annotation of a GenBank genome assembly. Lineage: Eukaryota; Dinophyceae; Suessiales; Symbiodiniaceae.
AUGCCGUCCCAGGAGCUCGCACGCUUGCCCAUACCCAGCCAGCCUGAUGCCUUCUUCAUCGGCAAGCUGUGCCCGCCUGACAAGCCCGAGGAGGCUUUAAUGGAUGAGGCUGCCCCACUCGAAUUCUUGGAGGCCAAGUCUCCCCGAAGCUCCUACCCAUCAGUCUGUGAUGCAGCGUCACCACGAUGCUCGUAUUUCGACUUCUCCUGUGGGCAUCAUUUGCCAGAGGAUGUGGCGCUUUCGCCCAACCGUGUGCUGCAUGAGUAUGGGGUGGCCAACUUGACGACCUUCCUACGCUCCGUGGCUCGCUCCCCAAACAAGCUGCAGCGGAUGGUGAAGGAGAAGCGCAGCAAUUUCGACGACAGUGACAGUGAGGACUCCGAUGGCGGCUCGCUUUCCUGGAAAGCCUUGAAGGUCAAAGUCAAAGCGUGGCCUUGCGGCCUGUAA